AUGGCUCCUAUUCGCAAACCAACUGUUAGAAAAGAGUCCCAUGAAGACACAUGCAAUACAAUUAGUAGUGCUGUUUCUGAGCCUGUAAAUCAAGAGGAAGAUAGUUUUGAAUUUGAACAGGAAGAUGUUGAAAUAAAUUCUGAGCUUAGAAACCUAAAUGACACAAAUGACAUUUUGGAUAUACGGACAAGAAACCAACCUUUCUCUGAAACGGAUUGCGUGUUUGGCCCUGAAGAUAAUGUCCAGUAUACAAGUGACACUUAUGAAGAAGAAUAUGAAGAUGAAUCCGAUGUUGAGAUGGACAAUGAUGAAGAUUCUUUGUUGGAAUCAAUCUCGGAAUUGAAUUUGAUUUACCGAUUCAUUGUUAUUUUGGUUGCUCUUUUUGUCUCGCUAUACGUCGUAGAUGAAGGUGCUGUAAUCCUGAUUGCCAUAAUCAACAAGAUACUGCAGUUUUUGUUUGACCCAUUCCGCCUUCCAGUGAGUGUUGCUGGCCUCAAACGUUUGGCCGGAUUUGAAGUGUUGACAAGUGGUGUCAAGAAGUAUGUUGCAUGUAGCGAAUGCCAUGCCAUAUAUGAUAAUGAAGCCGCCCCUUUGUGUUGUACAUCACCCAAUUUUGGCACUGCCAAAAGAAUGCUGGAGAGAUGGGUUGCGGAUGGAUUAAUCGAUGAUAAAAAACUCGUUGCCAUGCAAAAGGCUGUUGAGAAGGUAGUGUUGCCGCCCGAUUACACAUCACUUGGGACAAAGAUUGCCAAGGGAUUUCCCUAUAUGAAGGCUGAUGAGUGGAAGUCUUGGUGCCUUGUGUACUCUCCUGUGGUUCUAAGGGAUGUGUUGCCAUUGCCAGAGUUCAAGAACUGGAUAGAGUUUGUUAACGCAUGCAGAUACUUCACCAAGCCUAGUGUUUCUGAAGAAGACAUUGAGAAAGGACACAAAUGCUUAGAAGAAUUCUGUAAAGGGUGUGAGACAUUGUACGACCUGGACCUUCUCUCUCCCAACAUGCACCUGCAUCUGCACUUACGCCAAACAAUGAUUGACUUUGGGCCCGUCUAUGGCUAUUGGCUUUUCAGCUUUGAAAGGUACAAUAGUGUCCUGAAAAAUAUCAAGACCAAUCGAAGAAACGGGUUCGAAUCGACAUUUAUGAGACAGUUUAUUGAAGAGUCGUGGAAGGGAGAUUUUGUGCAUCGACUUCUGAAACCUAUGCAUGCACUUGCAUGUUUUGAAAUUUUCGAUAAGUUCACCACCAACAACAACACCAACACCAACACUAACACUAACACCAACACCAACACCAACACCUACCUCUCUCACUCUUUCUCAAUUUCUGAAUAUCUUGAAGCUUCACAGAAUCUUUCAAUGAUAAUUCGUGGAAACGAGCCCCUGCCACCAUCCGCCUUGCCAUUGAAAACAAGACCAUUAUCAUUUAUGCCAAAACAUGAAUAUGAUUGUCUUGUAGGAUACUAUCAAGCUGCGUACAAGAAUCCACAGAUCUCAGGUUGCAAAGAUGUAAUUGAUGACUCACCUUUCGUCAAUGACUGGAUCGAAAUGGUGAAGUCCGUUGAUCUUCUUGGGCAAAGCUACAAAGGGUGCAUUGGCAUGAAUGGCCGCGGAUCAUACAUACAAGCAUAUUUCACUGAACGGACUGGGUCGGAACAUGCGUAUGUUGGAGAGAUUCAGUACCUUUUUGUUCACAAUUUUAGGCCAACUGUUUCUUCUCUAACAUACAGAAAUCCCCAUAGUAGUCAGCAUGUAUUUGCAUUUGUCAAAUGGUUCAAAUCCACUUCGGACAAAACAAGAGAAUUAGAAGGAGUUGAGUUGUUACAGGAUGAAUUCUACAAGCAAGAUUUUCAAAGCAUCCUGCCAGUACAUCGGAUUCUCCUAACAGUUGCAAUAGUAGAUUACAAAACUACAAAAAAUGUCAACAAAAAACUCGCGAUUCCUUUACCAAAAAAAAAUUACUAUUAA
Phycomyces blakesleeanus NRRL 1555(-) is the source of this 1959-nucleotide messenger RNA. RefSeq lists its product as hypothetical. Bases 1 to 1959 code for a protein of 652 amino acids. NCBI's taxonomy places the organism in Eukaryota, Fungi, Mucoromycota, Mucoromycetes, Mucorales, Phycomycetaceae. The transcript has 5 exons. The record is from RefSeq and is a predicted model, not a curated record.